Gilbertella persicaria is the source of this 1650-nucleotide messenger RNA. RefSeq lists its product as uncharacterized. The record is from RefSeq and is a predicted model, not a curated record. The transcript has 2 exons. Lineage: Eukaryota; Fungi; Mucoromycota; Mucoromycetes; Mucorales; Choanephoraceae. Bases 1 to 1650 code for a protein of 549 amino acids.
AUGCUCUCAUUCAUUUCAUGCGCGCUUUUAUUGUUUGCGCCCACUGCAUUAGCACAACAUGAUCAUGCCAGUAUGAUGGGCGACGAGCCUGUACCUGCCUUCAAUGCUACUGGAAAUGAGCCCAUGUCCUACGCUCUUUUUCCUGCUGAAAAGGGAUACUUUUAUAUUCAUGUCGCUAUGAUGGUCAUCGCAUUUUGGAUUCUUAUGCCAAUUGGUGUCAUGUUGGGUAUUGCUAAAUCAUCACUUCAUGUGCCUGUUCAAUUGUUAUCUUUUUGUUUCGCCAUGGUUGGUUUCUUCUUUGCUAAAUUAUAUGGUCAUUCUACACCUCAUUUAUACGCUGGUAAUUCACACCAUACACUGGGCUGGAUUUUAUUCUUGUUCAUGAUUGUUCAAAUGACUGUGGGUGUUGUGCGCAAAAUUGCCAAUGCUGUAGGUAAACAUAAUCAAUAUAAGCGAGUAGACGAAGAGGAAGAGCAUUUCCUUCCCGACUCUCCGUCUACUUCUUCCUCGAGUCAUAGUCAACAUUCAGAUCUCCAAAGUGAAACAAGCGGUGAAACCCUCCAUAUGAACGAAUUUGACUUUGGCAAACACAGUCGCUCCACUUCUUUUGAUACUGACCAUCCAUCCAACAUGUCAAGCCAGAACUCCGCACAAACGGUCACGAUGCACAUGUUUAAUGCAGUGUCACCCUAUAUACCCAAUUUCAUUAAAAACGCAUUUGUCAACUUGGCCUACAAUCGAUUCACUACUGUUGUCUGCCGCUAUUAUCACAUGGUUAUGGGCCGCACUUUUAUUGUAUUGAUCUUUGUUCAAACAUUGAGUGGCCUAGUAGUCUAUCAUGGUGUCUGUCGAUCUUGGGAAGUCCUUGGCUGCAUUGCUCACUUAAUUAAGGGUGGCAUCUUUUUCUUUUAUGGUAUUGGUACCUUUGGUCGCUAUUUGGGUGCAUUUGCUAACCGUGGAUGGGCAUGGAACCGUGUUGAAAAUGGCUCUUCUUUUAGUUUUGAAAUGAUUGAGUGCUCUCUUAUCUUUAUUUAUGGUAUUACUAAUACUUGGAUGGAGCAUUUCGGUCAAGAUUCUCGCUGGACACACAAGGACCUCGAACAUGCUAGUCUGGCCUUUAUGUGGUGGUGGUGUGGUCUCAUUGGUAUUUUGGUUGAAAGCCGUGCUCUUCGUCGUCUGCUGGAACGCACUGUACUCCAAACAAACAACCUAGAUAAGAAGGAUGGAUAUUCAUUGAAUCCUUUCCCUGCUAUUACUGUAUUGAUGACAGGUGUCUCUAUGGGCAAUCAUCAUCAAGACACUCAAUACUCUAGCAAUGUCCAUUAUAUGUGGGGCCUCUUGUUGUCUUUUGCUGCUCUCUGUCGAUUUAUGACUUAUAUCACACUCUAUCGCAAUCAACCUCAAGAUGCUCAACCCUCUCGUCCUCCCAGUGAAUUGCUCGGUGCAUUCUUAUUGAUCUGUGGUUCUAUCUUGUUUAUGGCAUCCAAUUCAGGUACCAUUCUUUGGUUGCGUAGAAACAAUGUGGAUUCCAUGUUCUUGAUGAAUGUCUGUGUUGCUCUGACAUCCAUUACACUUUGCUAUGUUGCUGCCAUGCAAAUCAUUAAAGCAUGGGCAGAAAAGCGUGAAGCAUCAAAGAAAGCCUCUUACUAA